Messenger RNA from Erigeron canadensis, 555 nucleotides. RefSeq names its product putative ripening-related protein 1. Bases 1 to 555 code for a protein of 184 amino acids. The record is from RefSeq and is a predicted model, not a curated record. Lineage: Eukaryota; Viridiplantae; Streptophyta; Magnoliopsida; Asterales; Asteraceae. The transcript has a single exon.
AUGAAGCAGUUAUCUGGUUUCCAGCUGGUUCUGUUUUCCGUGUUUGUUGCGAGCUUGGUCGUAUCUGGAGCCCAAUCUUGCAGCCCGAGUGGGAAGCUGAAAGGAAAAAAACCGCCUCCGGGAAAAUGUAUCAACGAUCCCGAUUGUUGCAGAGACGGCAAGUUUUACACCACAUACACAUGUUCCCCUCCGGUCACAAAGCAGACAAAGGCGACUAUGACGAUCAACGACUUUGAGAAGGGCGGGGACGGUGGGGCCCCAUCCGAGUGUGAUAACAAGUACCACUCAAACGAGACGCCGGUUGUGGCGCUGUCCACAGGGUGGUACAAUAAAGGGAGCAGGUGUCUCAAGUAUGUGAACGUACACUACAAGGGUAAGAGCGUAAAGGCAAAGGUGGUGGACGAAUGUGACUCCACCAAGGGGUGUGACUCGGAUCAUGGGUUCCAACCGCCGUGUCCUAAUAACGUAGUGGACGGAUCUAAAGCUGUUUGGGAGGCCCUUGGGGUGCCUAAGAGUGACUGGGGUGAAGCCCAAGUUACAUGGUCAGAUGCUUGA